AUGGCGUCCUCAGCUCUGGGAAAGAGAUCCCGCCGCGCGGUAAUCUAUGACUCAGACGAGUCUCCUUCCAAACGGCCUCGCCGGUCGUGCGCCGCCACUGUCGACUACAACGACGAGAACGAGGAUCCCGAGGACAUUGUCAGCGUUGCUACCACCAAUCCCAUUAUUAUCAAGACCGAAGUCGACGACUCGCCUAGCAAGAGAAAUCGAUCUCUUUCUCAGUCUUCAGCUCGGAACCCCGUCACACCGUCGACGCCACGCCAUCACGAUGCCUUGGCCGCGUAUCCCACGACGCCUCGACACGCCGUCAUGUCGGCCGGCAAGCUCUUCAAGAGACUGACGCCGCACUCUCCCCUGUCUCCCAGCACCAUCCAAACCGUUUACCACUCGGCUCGCCAAUUAUUCGCCCGCGGGGCGGAGCCCGGUCAGCUCGUCGGCCGUGACGAAGAGCGUCAGCAGCUCACGGCUUUCCUGGAGCGGUGCACAUCAGACUCGCCAAAUGGGUGCCUCUACGUCAGCGGCCCGCCUGGUACCGGCAAGAGCGCCAUGAUUACCGGGCUCAUUCAAAAGUACGCAAAUAGGGACGAUGUCAAGUCGGCAUACAUCAACUGCAUGAGCGUCAAGUCCUCCAAGGAUCUCUACAUGACGCUACUCGACGGCAUGGGGCUUGAGGCCGAGGGCGUAACCGAGGCUGAUGCCAUGGACGCUCUGCAAGACGCUUUCUACCCCAGAGACGACAACGCCACGACCUAUCUGAUCACUCUCGAUGAGAUUGAUCAUAUUCUCACUAUGGGCCUGGAGAGCUUGUAUCGUGUAUUUGAAUGGGCCCUCCACAAGUCGUCAAAGCUUCUCCUUGUCGGCAUUGCCAACGCGCUAGAUCUCACGGACCGAUUUCUCCCUCGUCUCAAGUCCAAGAACCUUAAACCUGAGCUUCUUCCGUUUCUUCCCUAUACCGCUACGCAAGUGAAGAAUAUCAUCACAACUCGUCUGAAGUCUUUGAUGCCCCAGGGUAAAGAAAACUUCGUUCCAUUUAUUCACCCUGCUGCCAUUGAACUGUGCUCCCGCAAAGUGUCGAGUCAGACGGGGGAUCUUCGCAAGGCGUUUGAGAUUUGCAGAAGGGCUUUGGAUCUGAUUGAGAACGAAACACGGUCGAAGCACGAGGAAGAGGCAAGGGAAGCUAUGCUUCAGAUGACACCAUCGAAGCGACCUCUUGGCGAGAAUAUCAACGGGGCCAUGGGAGGACGAAGCAUUGUACAAAUUAUGGGCAAUUCACUCAAGGCAUUGACGGCCGAGACGGCCCCUCGCGCUUCCAUAGCCCAUCUGAACAAGGUGACGGCAGCAGCGUUCAGCAACGGCACCACACAGAGGCUCAAGACUCUCAACCUUCAGCAAAAGGCAGCCCUGUGCGCUCUGGUUGCGUACGAGAAUCACUUGCGAUCAAAGGUUAAGGUCGGCAUGCCCACUACACCAAGCAAGACCCAGUUACUGGCACCAACUGUGAAGAAGCUCUUUGGCGCGUACUGCCGCCUGUGCACGCGCGACUCUGUGCUCCACCCUCUCUCGAGCUCCGAGUUCCGCGAGGUCAUGGGUAGCUUGGAGACGCUGGGCCUUGUCAACGCGGUCGAUGGCAAGAAUGGAAGCUUCAUUACGCCGCAGACGCCUAGCAAGCGUGGCCGCAAAGCCGCCGUGUUGGCGAGCGGAGACGACAAGCGAGUUGCGAGCUGUGUGACCGAGAAGGACAUGGAGUCGGUUGUUGCCGGCCUCGGCUCAGGCAUUCUAGCCAGCAUUUUGCAUGGAGAGGCGUUGGAUUAA
Molecule: messenger RNA, 1812 nt
Organism: Cordyceps fumosorosea ARSEF 2679
Lineage: Eukaryota; Fungi; Ascomycota; Sordariomycetes; Hypocreales; Cordycipitaceae
Product: cell division control protein Cdc6
Exons: 2
Coding region: 1-1812 (603 amino acids)
Biological process (GO): cell division; mitotic DNA replication checkpoint signaling; DNA replication initiation
Cellular component (GO): nucleus
Molecular function (GO): ATP hydrolysis activity; DNA replication origin binding
Source: RefSeq, a predicted model, not a curated record